UUUAAAAAUGCAUUUGAACAUAAUGCUUUUGCUGGGAAUCGUAUUGGUUUUGAUUGUUCAAGUGACUGAGUCGAAUGAAAUUCUUAAACUACCACUUGCCUUGAUCCAAAACGGUAUGAAUGGGGAAUUCAUACAAGGAAAAAUAUUUCCGUUCUUCGCUGACAUGAAAGAGUCCAUCGAACAAUUUAAAGACAGCAAUGCAGUUUCAAAACUGAUAAACAGAAUUUUGCAAGAUGGAAAGGACGAUAUGAAAUUUCGGCUGAAACGGGACGUUUCAAAUAUACUAACUAAAAACUGUUCUGAAAACCGUACAAAUGUCUUGAAGAAUGAUAAGUUUCAAGGUGUCAAAUUGGAAUCUUCAAAUCUUAAUGAAAAUUCGCAGAAAUCUACUGUACGCCGGUUUAAAAGAAACAUUGAAUAUGAUUCCAGUGAUGUUUUGUUAAGGGAUUCGUCUGUGAAACAAGAAGAAAACACCGAGUCCGUGAGACAAGAUUUGGAAUCAAUAAAUAUGGAGGAUGAGAACAUGAGAAGUUUUAGGUCUCAAAUCGAAAGUCUUUUAGAAAAUGAUGCUCAUGAAAGACAGUUUUUCGAAUCAGAAGAUAGAAGAAUUUUAGAACCUGUAAAUAAACGAAUUUUUAAAUCUGAAAAUAGAAGAUUUUUUGAAACUGGAGGUAGAAAAGUUUUUGAACCUGAAGGCACAGUAAUGUUUCUAACGGGAAAUAAAGAAUACCGUGAAGUAGAUGAUGGAAGAAAUUUUGAAGUUGACGAUGGAAGUUUCGAAAUUGAUGAUGGACGAAAAUUUACGUUAGAAGAUGGAAGAAAUAUUGAAGCUUAUUAUAAAAGAAAAUUCAAACCUGAUAAUCCACAAAAUUUUGAAGCUGAUGAUGGACUCAUUUUUGAAUCUGAAGAUGCAAGAAUUUUUAAACCAAAAUCUUCAGGAAUUUUUGAAUCCGAAAAUAUAUAUAACAAAAAAUCGAGAGAACCUUUUGAGAAUUCAAGAGAUAAUACUCCGUACGUGCAUCAAAAUUUGGAAUCAAUGUUUGCGAAAGGAAGAAAAAUGAAAGAUUUUGGUUCUAAAUUUCAGCGAAAUACUGAAAGUUAUUCAAACGACCGAAGAUUUUUUCAGACAAAUGAGACUAACAACAAUGAUACUGAAUAUAUGAAUGGAAAUUCAGAUCUUAUAUUUGGGAAAAUACAGAAUAGGAAAAGCUUCGAGCCUAAAUUAAAGCGCAAUUUGGAAAUUGAUGUUGCUAGUCAAAGAAAUUUUUCUCAACACCUUCUUCGAAAAUACCCUAAUUAUAAAUGGGAAAAUAAAGCUAUUAAUGAAGAUAUGGCAUCGACCUUUGUCAUACCAAAAGCAAGGAACAUUUUUACAAGAAAGAAAAGAAAUGUUUUAACUCACAUCAAUCCAUUACAUAUCAACAGCUAUAAAGAACUGGUGCAAAAUACUGUGUUGAGUUCAAAAAACUAUUUAGAUCUCAAAAAACUUAACGAUACUCUGAUAAAUAAUAUUCGGAUACUCCCAAAUAAUUCCAACGCAGAUUCUGAAAAGAUGUUUAGUUUUGUUCAGAACCUAAACUCGGCCAACGAGAAACUUCAAGACUUAAAAAACAGAAAUCUAGCUAAAAAUAGCUUAUCAAGUUAUUUGAAUAAUGAGCAUAAAGUACCUAAAAAUUAUAUAUUCCAAAAAAAUACUGUCAAAGAAAGCACUCAAACCCCUGAAAAAGAAUUUUUUAAGAAGAUUUCAUCACCAGCAUUCAAAGAAAUCAAAAAGAAAUCCCUUCAACAAGUGCAUCUAGGAGACAAGGAAGAAUUCAGCGUUUCUAUAAAAAAUGAUGAUCGCCUAAAUCUCUUCGAGGGGCAGGGACAUAAUUUGUUGAAAGGCAAGAAUCAUUUGCGAAAUAAAUGGCAUAACGGAAAUGCUUUAGAAGUGGGUGAUGUCAAAGCAAAUCAAAAGAAAGAUAACAUCACGAGAACGUUCCAGAUAAAUAGUGAUGAGAAUGUCGACAAACAAAUUUCCAAUGCCACAAGAGAGCUCCUUAUCAGCAAGAAGAAUGGUGAGAAGGGGACAAUGGUGUCGCUCAUAAGAAACAAAAAAGGUUAUGCGCUAGAAGAUGUAGGGAAUUAUAGUAAACAGAAUAAAGGCAUAUUGAACGCGGAAGCUAUCAAAGAAAACAGCAUGAGAAAUGAUAGGAGAAACGAAGACGAAGAAGCUGAUAAAUCCCCAAUCGAUGUAGGAAAAACAGGAUUUAUAUUUCGUAGCUUUGACAACAGAGACGGUAUUAGGCACAAAUUUCCAAACAAGCGGAAUAAAUUUCCCAAUCGUCGCCCAGGAGUUGGGAAAAAUACGAAUUCGAAAAGCAAACAGAAAAAGAAUAAUCAAAAGAAGGCAACAGAAAGUAAACUGAAGCAGGCAAGUGUCAACCUAAAAAAAUAUAUUCCGAAAAAGGAAGGGCAAAAAGAAAAGAAUAAACUUAGACAAAGUGGUAACUUGUCAAAAAGCAAUAAUAAAAAGAAGAAUGAUUUAAACAAGAACUCUAUUAAGCAGUUGCCAGCCAUUGGGAAUCCAAAAGCGCUUUACCAGAGAAGUUUUAAAAAAAUGAAGAGCAAGACUGACCCAAAGCUGAAAGGCAAGAAACAAUUAAACUUAAAAGAAAUAGAGCGCAAGAAGAAAUAUGAAACUCUUAAUUCUGGUGUUUCUAGUGAAAUGCGUUUUCUUGGUUUGAAAGGGGACACCAAACUGAACAAAGCAAUUAAUAAAAUUCAACAAAAAGCUCCAAAAAUUGAGCUGAAAUUGAAUUAUGAUGGUGCACGAAAUAAUCAAAUCAGAUUUAAAAUCCCUCCAAUGCAGAAAUCUUUUGACAGCAACGAUGUUGAUUUUAUUUCGAAUCUAUUUGGAGACAAAAAGGAAUCAUUGCAACUCCAGAAAAAUGAAAAUAUGAUGGAAAAAAUAAUGAGAGGUAUUCAUUUUAAAAAUGCUGGAUUUCCAUUUAAUAAAGGAAAAAAUUCGAUUGACAAUUCUCAGAAAGUGGACGAUAGGAAAUCAAAAGAUAAAAAGGAUAACAUACAAGGAUUCGCAGCGUUUAAUUUUAAAAAAUCAAAUUUAUUAAAUAGGGACCAAGUCAUUCCAAAAAAAGUGACAGCCCAAGAGGACGAAAGUUUUGAUAGGAAUAAUAUCCUCUCUGGUAUAGGAAGCUUGUUCAAUAAUAUCAAUGCAAAUACUCGAAAUAUAAUAUCUGGAAUAGUUAAUAAAAUAAAAUCAGGUAUAAAAGGAGAAACCCAGAAUUUAAAUCCUCGAAUUCCGAAAAAUAGGUUGAUUGAAUCAGUCAAGGAUAAUUUUUUCAUGAACGAAAUACCGAUUAAACUCAAAGUUAAAAUAAUUACUGAAAACGAACAUAAUGUUAAAGAUGAAGCUCUUGCUGAAAAAAAUAAGAAAAGAACUAACUAUUCUAACAGCAUUCCUGAAUUUCAAAUUCGACCAUUAAUAAAUGGUGAAGGCAAUGCUCAAAAUAAAAGUAGAGCGAUGGAUAGUAAAAACGUUAUAUCCUCAGACGCUAGAAGCAAAAUCGAUGCUCUCUUUUCCCAUAAAAGUAAUUCUUCAAAACUAUCAAAUAAUAAAAUCAAUUGGAACAUUUUUAAUAAAGACCGCGAGGACUAUGGAUUUCGAUUAACCGACAUAGAUGUUUUAGAAAGUAGUGAGGAAUCACAAGUUCGCGAUAUUGUAAAAUUAGAUAAAAAUCAAUCUAAAAACAAAAAGGAUUCGAAAUGUCAAUCAGGAGUCAAAUAUUAUAUUGUUUUGCAAGAAACAGAUUCUGGCAAGAUUCUAAACAAUGAUGAAGUGCUUGAUCAUAACAAACCACCUGUAAUGCAUAAAAAUAAUCCAGCAGCAUUGAUUCCUCCUAAAUUUUAUACUCAGAAUUACAGUCCUGACGACAAAUUUCAUCGUGAAAAAGAGAAUGCAAAUCAUCAGCCUGAUGCCUUUCCUCGGCACAACAAUGAGAUGAAUGAUAAUAUUGCGAUAAAACAUAACAUAAAGGGCAAUCGAAUUCAAUCUGAAAAUGAUAUAGAAGAGAAUCUAGGCGGAAACGAAAUAAGAAAAUUUGACUAUUUUGAACCUGAAUUUUCAGAAGCUAAACGUGUUGAAAUGAAAAAAAUCAGAGCAAACGCAAACAGAAGCAACAUAGAAUUACAAAAAGAGCAAACACCAAUUAGCAAGCUAAAUAACAUUUCUAAUUCGAGUUCCGAAGAUAAUCAAAAUGGAAGUAGAUUUAAUCAAAGGAACCCUUUUGUAUCAAAGAAAAACAACGACAAAAUCUUCAACCAUCCUCUUUUUCAGCGCAUUUUUACAAAAGAAUCGACAGAUAUUAAUUACAAGAAUGGAAGUGAACCGAAAUAUAAAUUUCCAGAUAGACUGCAAAAUACCAAUAAUUCGAAUGAAGUUCUUAGAAAUAGCACAAAUCACAAGGGAAUUUUUGGAAAAGUAAAGAAAGGCACGUCGAAUAUAGAAGUUAAGAAAGCUGAUAUGAUGAAAAUUCAACCUUCCUCUGAAAAAGGUUUUACUUUAGACUCCCGAGAAACCAAUAUCAAAGAAAUAUUUCAUCCUGAACAAUGGGCAUCGUAUAUAACACAUCCUAAGAAUAAAAUGAAGAACAUUAUAAAUCAGAAGAUAUUAUUUCAAAAUAAUUCAAAGACACCAUUAGAUAUUAAUAUAUUUAAUGCGCCUAAAGAAAUACCUGGAGCAAGAAAUAUAAAGCUCACAAAAACAGAUGUUUUCGUUAAUAUACCUCCUGAAAAGCUUACUUAUGAUAAUAUUUCGAAUGAAAACCUGGGAACUAUCCCAAAAGCCCAGCAAAGCACAUUUGUUUUUAAAGCGUUAUUGAAACCAAAUCAGAAUAUUCCAUCAGAUAAUAGAAUAAAUAGAGACGAUAUUUCAGAGAAACCAAAUCGUAAGUUUUUCAAUAAAUUAAAAAAUGCCUGCGGCAAGUUAUCUAGAAAAGGUAAAAAUGAUAUAACAGAUUCCAAGAAUCAGGCUCAUAUAUUUCAAAAAAAUGAUGCUAGUAGAUAUUAUAAAGGGAUAAAAGAUGAAACAGGAAUAAAUGUUAAUUCUAUAGAGAACAGUAAUUUGAAUGCGAAUGAUGACUUUACAUUAGAAAUGGAAACUAUUACUGCUAGAAAUUCGAAUUCAAUAAAAAAUGCUUUCGACUGGAGUGAAAUAAGAGAAAUAACUCCGAAGUUUGAUUCAUUUCUAAAUAACUUUAUACUGGAGGAUGGAAAGAAGUCUAAAAUUUUGUCCCCGAAGAAAACUGUUGAAAUGAAUUUAGAAAGUUCUUCCAAUGAAAUCGGAAAUAAAGAAAUGCAUGACCAAAAGAAAAGUGAUGAAGCAAGUAAAAUAAAACCUUCAUUCGGGAUAAAUGACAUAAGUCAACUGCUUCUUGGCAUUCAUAAUACCAAAAUGGCUAUUAAAAAUUCUGGAAAUGUUGUGGAUUCAGAUUCAAUACAAAAUAUAUUUCCUGAUAAUCUUAACUAUGAAAAACCAGCUGAAGUUUUCAUUAGUGGGAACUUAAGGAAAGUAAUACAGAACGCUGAGAGUGUACCCGAAAGAAAGGAUAAGAAUAAUUUAGCGAAAUUUGAAUACUUAAUGAACAAUUCUUUGCCAAAAAAUGAUAUUUUGAUGAAUAUUCUGCAGCUUUCUAUGAAAAAUGCAGACGAAAAUCAUAAUGGAGCAUGGAGUUCGCUAAAUACUGAAGAGAAUUUUAUGAACCAAAAAGGGAAAAAGUUUGGAGAAAAUUUUAAUCAAGAUAUUGCAAUGAAGAAUUAUGAUAAUUUGUUGCCUGAGAAUCCUAUGGAAGAUUACCUUAAUCCAAACGACUUAAAAAUGGUCAAAAAUUCAACGAUUUUCUCUAAUAACCAAGGAGCAGUUGUUCCUAUCAACUCGAACCUUGAGAUAAAGUUUAAAAAUCUGUUACAACCUAAUGAUAUAAUAAAGCAUAAUGACUUUUUCAAUCAAAAUGCUGAAAGUAAUAAAUACCCAAGAAAAGAUGUGAUGUCAUCUCAGAAUUCAGCUUCACUUGAAGAUAUUUCAGAAUAUGAUGACGGUAAGGAAAUUUUAGAUCAAAACGACUCUUCGUCUUCAGAUCUUUUUGGUAAUUUUGAACCAAACGCCAUUGAAGGUUUGAUGUCUCUUCCUGACAAGCUGCCAGAGAAGCCUCUUAUAGAAUUUCAGUUAAAUGUUUCACCUUGUUGCAAGUAUGCCUCUAAAGUUCUUGGAAUUUUCAGUGGAAAACGUAAUAAAUCGUUUUCUGAUUUUACUCAAAGAUGCUUUUGUGCAUACUGUCCGAGAUAUUUCAAUCGUUUUGCCAAGAAUCCUUUCAAUGAACAUUCUUCUGAUGAAGACAAUGCAGAUUCCAAAAUCGAAGAACUUCCACCUUCAGUUUACUGGACUCGGGCACUUUGGUUGACACUACAAUGUAUGAAGAUUUAAUGGUAAUACAGCCUAUUAGUGUAACACUCUAAAUGGAUUUCAAACACAUAUAUUCCCCUUUUGAAGACAUUGUUAUGAAAUUUGCUCUGGAAUUGUUUAAAAUUAUUAUGUCAUAUUUUUUCUUUUAAUCUGUUAAGUUUUCUAACAAAUACAUGAUGUAUUAUAUUGUCA
This is a messenger RNA of Argiope bruennichi, 6652 nucleotides long. Its product is annotated as homeobox-like protein HDP1. Lineage: Eukaryota; Metazoa; Arthropoda; Arachnida; Araneae; Araneidae. The coding region runs from base 8 to 6481 and encodes 2157 amino acids. The transcript has 2 exons. The record is from RefSeq and is a predicted model, not a curated record.